CCCACAGAGGGAGAGUGGUGACGUGAAGCGUGGCUGCAGUAGCCACUCUCUCGUGGAGUGGGAUCCGGCACAUGAGAAAAGUUGGGGAGAAAGUUUUGAAGCGAAGAUAUUUUUUUUUUACCAACAAACAAACAAAAAAACUAAAAAGAGUAACCAUAAUCUUUUGACAAGGAAAUACAAGUGAUUAUAUCUGCAGAGAAUUGUGGUAUCAAGGAAAAGCUUUUUUUUUUUUUUUUUCUAUAACUCAAUAGUCAAUCGAAAUAUAAAAAGCAGACAUUAUUCCGGCUCAUCGUGCGCCCCUCUUAACAUCAAUGUUUCCGCAACGCGUCUCCGUUUCCGCGCUGCAUCUGCCGGAGAAGAGGAGCCCGCGUCCGAGGAUACAAUGAGGCAGUGUGUCCUUGUCCCGAGACAAUGCCGCUAUAAGAUGCACCGAGGAGGAAACGGAAACAGCCUAACUCAAAGCUUGGUGAAAAACACAACAUGCAGGGGGGCACUGGCACAAGAUUUUAUAAACAUCCUCGUGCCGUGCGCGUAAAAUCCUAUAAACACUGAAUGAUGGCAAAAUCUACGAAGCUCUUUCCACUACACUUCAUGUCUGAUGUGGUCCCCUCUUGAGAUAAAGAAGCUAUGACCAACGGAAAGACUAGACUGUAGACAUCCAGUUACAAAGCCAGGACUCAAGAAUGAAGACCAAGUAUGCUGUCGUCUUCAUCUGCAUUGUGGCCCUGGUCAUCAUCGAAAAGGAGAGCAACAUCAUCUCAAUGGUCUCCGACAAGCUGAUCCAAAGGCAGACUCCUCUGCAGACUCCAUACACGCCGCUGGAUUACAGCAACACAACACAAAAGGGAUCCUUGACGGUGCUCAAAAUGCUGCUCUCUAACCUCUCUGGCACCAAAGGGAAUCUCUCUGAGGAGCAGGAAGGGGGAGAGCUGGAGGACGUAGGCUCUUACAGCUACAGUGGCGGGCGUAAGCACAUACUGCUCAUGGCCACCACACGGACGGGCUCCUCUUUCGUGGGGGAAUUUUUCAACCAGCAUAGGGAGAACAUGUUCUAUCUGUUUGAGCCGUUGUGGCACGUCGAGCGCAUGCUGACUACGGCCACCGAGGCAAACAACGGGACGGCCUUGGCAGGGAUCUACCGGGACGUGCUCCAAGCACUCUUCCUGUGUGAUUUCUCCCCUCUUGAGAAGUACAUUACUCCUCCACCUCAGGACCACGUCACCCCAGCACUAUUCCGCAGAGAGUCCAGUCUGUCGCUCUGUGAAGAACAUGUCUGCUCUCCUGUCAACAAAGACGUUGUUGAGAGGUAUCACUGUAAGACUCGCCGCUGCGGGCCCCUGAACUUGACCCUUGCAUCUGAAUCCUGCCUUUCCAAACAGCACCAUGCUGUUAAGACCGUCCGCGUGCGUCAGCUGGAGACGUUGCAGCCUCUGGUGGAGGACCCCCGCUUGGAUGUCAGAGUCAUCCAGCUGGUUCGAGAUCCCCGAGCCAUCUUAGCAUCCCGCAUGGUGGCUUUCUCCUCAAAAUAUCAGACGUGGAAGGCCUGGGCGCAGGACGGCCAGGUGCCUGAAGAUGACGAGGAGGUGAAGAGGCUCAAAGGAAACUGUGAUCACAUCAGGAUGUCGGCCGAGGUGGGACUGAGCCAACCUCGCUGGCUGAGGAGCCGCUACAUGUUAGUGCGCUAUGAGGAUAUUGCUCGCUACCCCAUGCAGAAGGCAGAGGAGAUGUACAGGUUCACAGGAAUACCGUUUAGCUCCCAAGCGAGGGAGUGGAUUCUGAGGAACACCCAGACCACACAGGAAGCCAGCGGCAUUUACUCCACCCAGAAGAACUCAUCGGAGCAGGCUGAGAAAUGGAGAUUCAGUAUUCCCUUUACACUGGCUCAAGUAGUGCAGAGAGUGUGUGGACCCACCAUGAAGCUGUUCGGGUACAGAUUUGUCGAAAAUGAAAAGACACUCAUCAACAAGUCCAUCAGUUUGCUUGAGGAUAAAUUAUUUAAUUGAUUAAGCCUUCAACAUUUUGCUGUAUAAAACGCUCCCUCACUGUGUCAGGAGAAGCCAUUAUUGCACAGACCAAAACCAGUGCACAUCACUGCCAUAAAAUGCACAGAAUGUUUUACUGGUAACAGGAACAUUGGGGCCAUACAGUAAUAUUUAUACCCACCAACGGUGUGCCUCAUUGUAACAAUGACGAGCUGCUGGACAAAGACAAGUAUUUAUUACCUACUGUUUUCACAGGACAACCUAGUGCUUAACGGGAUAAUUUGGUUUCUUUGGAGGUAUUAAAAAUCACUGUCUGUCCCAGUAGACGGUGUUUUGAGUUUGGAGAAGCAGACAUGAGUGCUGGCACAGAAGCCAAGCAAUGAACUGACGCGGAAGGGUUCAACGGCAAAGCGUAUCAAUCAGUCACAGUUUAAAUGAAACCUAUAUUUAGAUUACAUUAUUUACCUUGCCAUUAAACAGCCUUUCCAACAAGAUAUGAAACUGUUACAUCAGUCUUUAAAGCCACCAGACUCCGUUGGUAAAAACAUUAAUUUUUAACACAGAGAACACAGGUGUUUCAGGGCUACUGCUGCUUCAGUUAGAUUACAUUGGUGUGUGUGAGCAUGUUUGGUUUCUAAUUAUUGUAUGAAAACAGCAAUGCCAUACAACACUUGAUGACUAUAUUUUAAGUAAUUGAGUUUGAUGACUUUGCAGAGAUUGAUAUUCUUUAGUUCCUUAUCGGACAAGACUGUCAGAUGGCAAGGUACAAGUAUACAUACACUUAAACUGAAUUAUUUAUAUUGGGCCUUGUAGCUUUUGCUGCUGACCAAGUAACACACUGAUUUAGAAUAAGCACUUCACACUCUGCUUCAGAGAAACCAAACCAUCCCUUUGUGCUAUCCUGUAUAUUUCACUUAAAAUGACAUGAGCAUAGAUAUUGAGCCUGACCCUAAACGAUUAUCAUGUAGGAUUAUGUUAGUACAUCGUGUUUGGAUUAUCAGGGAUAAAGUACAGUGAAAAUGAUGUUUGUUGCGUCUGUAUGCGGUUUUUAAAAGAAAGGAUAUUUCUGUUCAUAAGAUUUCAGACACAGGGCUCAGUAAAUUACAGUUUAACCCGUAUUUUGAUAGAUCUGCACUAGACUAGGAAACAGGAAUAAUUUAGGAUUAUUCCUGACGUGCUUUGAUAGGUUUUACUAAUGUGACUCAGGUAAUGUGAAUAUGUAAUUGCAUUUCAUGGUGUCUUUAUGACGAGCGUUCACAUGUUUCCAACGGCAUGCUGUGUGAAAUUGCAGUUUCAUUAAUGUUUUCUACCAAAUGCCAUUUAAAGUCUUGCAGUGUCUCAUAAUUCAUGUAUGAACGACUGAAAACAUAUGUAAACAUACACAGUUAGGCCCAGAAAUAUUUGGACAGUGACACAUUCUUAAUGAUUUGGGCUCUACAUGCCACCACGCUGGAUUUGAUGUGAAACAAAUGAGAUGAAAUGGAAGAGAAGACUUUCAGGUCUAAUUCAAGUGGUUAAACAAAAAUAUCCUAUGAAACAUUAAGGACCAUUUUACAACCAUUUUACAACCAUUUUUAAACAAAAACAACAAAGUGUGGAACCCAUGGACAUCACCAGUGCUGGGUUUGAUUUGAGAUCUGGUGACUGACGCAGACAUUGCAGAAUAUUCAACUUAUUAGCCUUAAACAACUCCUGGGUUGCUUUUGCAGUAUAUUUUGGGUACUGCAAAAGCAAACCAGGAUCUCCUUAACUGCAUAUUGUGGGUUUACAGCAACAGCUUUCAAAUGCAAAUACCACACUUGGAAUCAACUCCAGACCUUUUACCUGCUUAAAUGAUGAAGGAUUGACAAGGGAAUAGCCCAUACAGCCCAUGUAUGGUCAACUGUACUUUUGGUCCCUUGAAAAAGAGGCAGCUACAUACUGUAUUCUUCUGAGCAGCUACAGAGUUCUAAACCCUUCCUCCAGUUUGGAUAUAAAUACCCUCAAAUUACAGCUUAGAGUCUACACUUUAAGCCCACAUUGUUUAUAUGACACGUUUUGGCAUGAAGCCAAAAUAACAAAAUUUGUGUCAGUUUCCAAAUAUAUGUGGAUCUAACUAUAAAAUGAACCGACACCACAGAAGAAAUGUAACUUACCGCAGAUGUGUCUUCCGCAUUUCAAGGGUUGGUUUUGCCAAUAGAUGGCCUGCAUGCAUGUAUUUCCCAACCUCCGAGUAAAAAUGCAGUUUUUAGUGGCAUCGCGCAAGGGUCCUCUCUUCGAAUAACCAGCUGCUCCUUUCAUCAGACAGCUCAAGACAAUGUCAGACAGGUGUUUUUACGAACCUCUGUAAAACUGUCGUACACGUUUUUGUUUCUUCACAACUUCACAACUCAAUAAAAUUGAAGGCAAUAGCAAUACCUCCAGAAUAUAGAUACAA
Messenger RNA from Mugil cephalus (flathead mullet), 4398 nucleotides. It is a transcript of the gene chst3a, whose product is annotated as carbohydrate (chondroitin 6) sulfotransferase 3a. NCBI's taxonomy places the organism in Eukaryota, Metazoa, Chordata, Actinopteri, Mugiliformes, Mugilidae. The record is from RefSeq and is a predicted model, not a curated record. Gene Ontology annotation, cellular component: Golgi membrane. The transcript has 5 exons. Gene Ontology annotation, biological process: carbohydrate metabolic process; N-acetylglucosamine metabolic process. Gene Ontology annotation, molecular function: chondroitin 6-sulfotransferase activity; N-acetylglucosamine 6-O-sulfotransferase activity. Bases 684 to 2003 code for a protein of 439 amino acids.